AUGCCUUCAAAGGAGAAAUACACCCACCCGAAGCUCCGAGAUGAGGUCAAGGAAGAUAUCCAGCAAUCAGACAAGGGUGGCGCCCCCGGACAGUGGUCUGCUCGCAAAGCACAGAUGAUGGCCGAAGAGUACAAAAACCGGGGCGGCGGUUACAAGACGGACAAAAAUGACCAGGACGAGUCUCAGAAGCAUUUGGGUAAAUGGACAGAUGAGCAGUGGCAGACGAAGGAGGGAAGUGGACAUGCAAAGCAGGCCGAUGGCACUCGAAAGCGCUACCUUCCAAAGAGAGCUUGGGAAGAUAUGAGCGAGGAGGAGAAGGAAAAGACCGAGGAGAAAAAGCUACAAGGAAGCAAAAAGGGCAAACAGUUCGUGCCGAAUACCCCUCGCGCAAAGUCUGCGAGGAAGAAAGCCAACAACGAAGAGGACGCCACCUAUGAGAGGAGCAAGAAACGAGAGCUUGGGCCGGAGUCGCAAAGUCGCUCGAAGAAGCAAGGCAAACAGGACAACUUGCAGUCCGGGUCAGAUUCUGAGAAGGAGCAUACCAAUACUCGUACCAAGCAAGAACAAGCAUCUCAAAAGGCCGGUCAGAAGCGCGAUCGUGGUCAAGACGCGACGUACGAAGAAACAACCGGAUCCCCAAGAAAAAAACAGAAGAAUCAUGCCGGAAAAUCAAAAAGCAAGUCCAAUGGCUCCAUAGCCCCAACGGACGCGCCAGCUCAAAACCCGCGUCAGAGUCGAGGCCGCCGGAAAAAGGAGACAUAG
Cladophialophora psammophila CBS 110553 is the source of this 762-nucleotide messenger RNA. RefSeq lists its product as uncharacterized. The record is from RefSeq and is a predicted model, not a curated record. The transcript has 2 exons. Lineage: Eukaryota; Fungi; Ascomycota; Eurotiomycetes; Chaetothyriales; Herpotrichiellaceae. Bases 1 to 762 code for a protein of 253 amino acids.